Molecule: messenger RNA, 4944 nt
Organism: Anopheles funestus (African malaria mosquito)
Lineage: Eukaryota; Metazoa; Arthropoda; Insecta; Diptera; Culicidae
Gene: vimar
Product: GTPase-GDP dissociation stimulator vimar
Exons: 5
Coding region: 331-2199 (622 amino acids)
Biological process (GO): positive regulation of GTPase activity
Cellular component (GO): cytosol
Molecular function (GO): protein binding; guanyl-nucleotide exchange factor activity
Source: RefSeq, a predicted model, not a curated record
UAUGUCAAAUUGCUUUGUAAGAGACCACAUCCUCUUCGCGCACUUCACUGCCAAAUGUCAAAGCCGUUGCUUGGGCUGCGCCGUUUGACUUUGGUUAGAAUGUUUUUAAUUAAACUCGGACUUGGAAGCAAAAGUGGAAAGAAGAGCAAUUUUUACAUUACUCCUUCCGAACGGCGAAUAUUAAGUGUGUAAAAAGUGUACCAAUUGCAUUGUGGCGUUCAAAGCUACCGCGUGUAAUAGUUCUAAAUGCAUUGAAACCUGGAUUUUGCGCACAGUACCUACCGUUUACCACUUCGCAAACCACACACGCUAUCGGAUCCGGCUAACAUCAUGAUGGAAGCUGAAAUGGAUGAAAUCAUCGCCGGAUUGAAGAAUGCAACGUUGGAAAAAAGUUCAGAACGUGCCCUACCCCUGCUGAAGCAAAUUUCCGACGCGGAAACGAACCUCUGUGAUAAAUACGACAUUAAGAACGAUUUGCUCGAGCUGCUGCAGCUCGAUAAUGUGAGUGUGCAGAUACAGGUGGCCCGUUGCAUUGCCGAGGUGGCAAAAACCGAAAACCAGCGAACCAAGUUCACCAGGGAGGACGUUAUACGGCGGCUGACGGAAUUGCUACAAAUUCCGGCCAGCGCAAAGGAAAGCACCGCAAAAGAUGCAUCGCUCGAGCUGGCCACACAAAUUUGCCGCGCGUUGGGCAACAUUUGCUACGCAAACGAUGAUGCACGGAACAUUAUUAAGGAGCUGGGUGCGGAUAAACACAUCUUUGCGCUGCUCGAUUACGAUGUAAACACCGACGAUGAGGAUCGCGAUCAGUUCGUGCGCGUACGGUGUGGGCUUAUUUCGAACUACCUCCUGGGCAGUGACGAGAUUGCGGAACGGGCAGUCGAGCUGAAGUUGAUUGACAAGCUGGAAAAGAUACUGACCCGCUGUUUGACGGACGUUGAUCAGCAUGAGGAGCUGCUGUUAAGCAUUUUGCCCCCGCUAAGCAUCUUAACCGAGCAGAUAAGCGAUCUAUACUUUGCACCUUCGCUGAACAAAACGAUUGCAAAGAUAUUGGCCAAAUGUACCAACCCGGAUAUUGCCGAGUCGUGUCUCGCUUUGCUACACUACGAAGCACAAAACGACGAUGUGAAGCUGCUGCUCGCGGAAGAAGGUCUCUGUGAAACGAUCUACCAGUUGUUGGAAAAGUACAAAACGUUUGCCAACACGGACGAGGCGCGCGUACUGAUGAAACUGGCAUGCGAUUUAAUUGUUCUCAUACUGACGGGAGAUAAAUCGAUGCAUUAUCUCUACUCAACACCGUUACUGAAAUGCAUGGAAGAUUGGCUCGAUUCGUACGAUGUCGAGCUGCUAACUACCGGCGUGCUUGCCCUUGGCAAUUUUGCUCGAACGGACAGUCACUGUAUUCAUAUGGUGGAGAAAAAAAUAAUGCACAAACUGCUAUCAAUCUUGGCGAAAAACAAUGGAACCGAGCAUCAGAUGACGUUGCAGCACGCGCUGCUAAGUACGCUAAAGAACUUGGUAAUACCGAAACCGAACAAGGCCGCCGUUAUAGAGGCAGGUUUGGUGGACAUUAUUUUGCCAAUGCUGGAAAUACACCAAGCGCCAGUAGUGUUCAAACUGCUCGGCACAUUACGUAUGACCAUCGAUGGACAAGAAAAACUUGCAUCGGAACUAUUGCAAAACGAAAAGCUAGUCAAACAAUUAGUUCACUGGAGUCAAACGUCCGAAUUUACCGGUGUGCUCGGUGAGUCGUUACGAUUGAUGGCCUGGUUGAUUAAGCAUGCCUACCGCCAGAAGGAUCCCGAGCAGCAAACAAUGGAUGAUACCGGUUUGCGAAAAUUCGUAUCGAUCGAGGGUGCCGUCGCUAGUAUGGUCGGUAUGCUCGCCUCUACACAUCUCGUGAUGCAAAACGAAGCGCUGAUUGCGCUGAGCAUUUUGACCACAAUUUAUCACAGCAAAACAGCAACCGAAAGUAACACACUGGACGCACUGCUGAUACAGGCCAGUGUUGGGUCGAAAAUUGCCGAACAGAUUACGCUUAACGGUGAAUCGAUGACGAAAGAGUUGGUUGAGAAUCUGCAGGCGUUCGUAAAGCAGUUGCAAUCAUCGAGUGAUGCGUUGGUGGCGCAUCUACAAGAACAUAACAUAAACGAGCUGCUUAAAACCAUACCCAGUUUGGUGGAGUACUGUACGCUUUGAACGCAUCGUUGUAAAACAUCCUCCGGCAUGCAAAUGGCGGAUUUAAACAGUUUCCUUUCCAUUAACGUUCGCUUUACUUACGGCCGCAAACAACCCGCCCCAUUGAAAUGGUGGUCGUUUCAACCAGAGUAAAGUUUUGUGUUGUGAAGAAUCAGUUUCUCUUCUUUUUGGCGUAGACGGUCGACGAUCUCUAUUGAUCGUGAUUGCUAUUUCCUUUCGUACUAGAGUUAAUUUUAUCACGUCAACCGGAUAGUCCUUAUCCGCGGGGAAAACGGUCCGAAUGGGAUUCGUGUAGAAAAAACAUCCUCACUAUCGAACCGGUUCCGUGAUUUACACAUUGAAGCAAUAGCCGUUUACUUACACCAACAUACACCAAACGCGUAUGUUAAUAUAGAAUAGAUCGUUUGUUAAGAUCGGUUUUUGGGCUGAAUGCGAUCAAUUCAUCCAUUCUGUACCGUUUGUGACAAUCUGGAGAAUGGAGAAAAUUUACCUUUUUUGGGAUUGGGUAAACAUGUUUUCGUUUACUUGUAGCGUAAUGUCGCAUCGCAUUCGAUUGACCCAUCGACAUGAAAUCAAUAGAACGUCACACUGCGAACAGAAGCAUACUUUCAGUGAGUAAACUUAUAGGUAUUUGUAGCAUUUUCCUUUACUGUGCACCGUUUGCAAUAAUUGCGCGCCGCAUUAUCAAGAGCAAUUUACAGUGUAAGCUUUAAUUUACAUAAACACAGCAUAACACGGAAUAAUGUUAAGAAGGAAUAUUUUAGAAUCUUAACACGGCAUACUGGGGAAAAGAAAACACAGCAUUUUCCCCGGGGUUUACGAAAGGUGAAAAGAAUAACUUAACCAAUGAUAAAAUAAGCGUCUGCGAGAUUGUUUGCCGAAAGGAUGCAAAAGCGAUUCUUAAAAUAUGAAGGAAGGAUAAACAAAACAAUGCACAUUGAUAACAUUUUCGUACAUGUUGCAUCACGCACAGACAAGUAGGAACAGAUUGUAGAGGUUGAUACCCAAAAAAAACGCCCCGUGACACGUCGCUUAGCCGCAACAGAAGUUGUAACAUUAUUUAAGGAAACAUUACGGCAUCAAAUAUUCAUCGGAUGGAGGCGUUUUGUUUGGUAGUGUAUAAGAGAUCAUAUUUAAAGCUGGUAUUACCUCGAUCAAUCACACGUUACGCCGGAAGGUGAAACGCCGUGUGUGUAUGCACCAUCACUUAAUACCUGCUAUUUGCGGAAUGUUGAAACGCUUUGGCAAGAAAAAAAAACACACACACACAACAAAAACUUCCACCCCAAGCGAUAGGAGAAACGUAUUGAAUGCACAUAGAAUUACAAAACAUGCAAAAUGAUUGAAAAUAUGCUUAAAAAGUUGCUCUAUUCUAAUUCACCCUUCCCAUUUCCAUACUCUAUAGUAAGCGCUACCCGUUUAUACAGUCCAACACUCUUCCUUCCACCUUCAUAGAGAUAGAAGUAUAUUUUUAUGCGCCACCUUGCGUGUGCGCUUAAUAUUUAAACUAGUAAUAGUAGAGUCACUGGUCAGGCUGGAAAUGAGAAUGGCCGCUGCGCUUACAUAUUUAGCCCGUUAAAGCUAGCAGAGAUAUUAGCGUCUUACGGUUUAAGAUUAUUCUUAUAACAAAAAAAGGGGAAAAAAUAUCAACAGUAUUUUACUGCAUUGCAACACUAUCUUAACCUGACAGAAGAACGCCUCGAAACUCGAAAAGUUAAAAUGCGUAUAUGCAGAAAAUGACGAGCAUAACAAAAAAUAUAUAUAUACAUAGAUAUAUAUACAUCAUGUUUGAGUAGUUUGGUCCACCUCUUUGAUACACAGCAUACACAUUUGUUGCAAAACAAAACCAACAAAACAAUGAUUACGGAUAGAAAAUGCAAAUGGUAAGCAAUGUUUUCAAUGACUUAAGCAACGCCCAAAAUACUCCGAUUAAUAUCUAAGAUAAUGAUAACGUUUGAAGUUCGAAUGUAGUAUGAGAAAUAAAACAGAAAAAUCAAGCGACACGUUAGAAUCUACAAAACAAAACAGAACAGGAACCAAAACUGUUGAAAUGAAACUACUUCUUUCUACCUUCCGCUAAGUGUUUGUGCGUGUUAGUUUGCACAUUGAUCAAGCAUUUUCUUUCACAAUUCUCUCCUUCAGCAAACAAAAUAAUACACCGUGAACAGUGAAUUUAUUCGUUUCCGAGUUCUUCGACUUCAAAGAUGAAGUUACAAUAUAUACACACAUGAAGGUAUGUAGCGCAUUUCAGCGAUGUUAACCAUAGCGUAGCUGGCAUCAAAUAUGAAUUAUGAUUAUGGUCGUUUAGUGAUAGUGAAUGCCAGGAUACGGUUUAAAGCAUGAUAACAUCAACGAUCAAUCCCAUAGCAUAGGCCCAAUCAGUCGAACAAACAACGGGCAUCCUCAGCAGCAUUACAAGCCAGUGCAAGUGGCGUCACAUUUAAAUAGUCAGUAAACAACAGUGAUGAAAAUAGGGCAAUACGAGUGUUAAAAAAAUAAUAAUCAAACAUACAUACAAAUGCAAAACAAUUAUGUGAUGUUUCCUUUUGCACUAAAUUAAGCGAUGGCGAAAUAAGUUUGAUAAAACGAAGGAGAAAAAGAAUGAGGAGAGAGAGAGCAAGAGAUUCCGGUUUUGUUUUGUGUGUAUGUGUGUCGGUUGUCACACAUUUUUUGUAGCACUUUCCUACUUAAUGAAUAAUUUAUUUUCUAACUUUUUCGGCUUAAUAAAUUUUUUAAAAUACUACA